Molecule: messenger RNA, 511 nt
Organism: Eurytemora carolleeae
Lineage: Eukaryota; Metazoa; Arthropoda; Copepoda; Calanoida; Temoridae
Exons: 6
Coding region: 44-364 (106 amino acids)
Source: RefSeq, a predicted model, not a curated record
UCAAUUAUAUCGGUAAAUCAAAUAUUGCAUAUUUCAGUUUAUCAUGAAGUAUCAAGUAGUGAGGUCCCUUUGUGUUCUGACAAUUAUACUGACCUUAGGAGAGUCUAAAAAGUAUCUGUUGGAGACAGUUGGUGAACCAGGAGGAAUUGAAGGAGGACAUUUAAAAUCAGGAGUAGACUAUGCUGAUUUAGCUGAAGCUGGAGCAUCUUUUGAAGAUGAUGGUGCCUUUAAAGAUUAUGAACCUCCAAUUGCAGCUGAUGUAGUACUCUGUGAAACAGAGAAAGAGUGUCCAGAACCAUUAACAUGUGACUUGGAAUUAGGAUUAUGCCUUCACAAAGAUGAUAAGGCGGAGGAGACUGCCUGAAGUAAAUGGCAAGAUUAACUGAUAUGUCAUCAAACAAAAUUUGCUGAAAAAAUCUGAUUUGAUUAUGUUCUCAGAUAGAUCUGGACUCCUACAGUCCAAUAUGUCUAACCUGUAAUACUUAUUUUAUUAAAUUGUGUUAAAAACAAA